Messenger RNA from Aplysia californica (California sea hare), 4070 nucleotides. RefSeq lists its product as uncharacterized. The record is from RefSeq and is a predicted model, not a curated record. NCBI's taxonomy places the organism in Eukaryota, Metazoa, Mollusca, Gastropoda, Aplysiida, Aplysiidae.
GGUGAUCACACUGUCUACAGCCACCCAGGACACGUACGAACUGAAACGUUUCUCGGGCAAGCUUUGGGACAGAGCCGUGAGACAUGUACAGAUCAAGGAGAACGAAAUGCGGAGAACGAAGAACAACAUCAACACAAACGUCAUAUUCCCGCAUCUCAUGUACACCUUGUACCCUUUCGUGGAGGAGAAAAAUACCAGUGUCCGUGAGAUGCUAAAACGUGAAAAGAUGAAAAAGUUCAAGAGGAAGAAGAACAAACCCAACCAGAUCCCUAUGCUGACGACGGGCCGAAUGAACAGAAUGCAUCGCAUCCGACACUCUCGCAGAAGAAGCAAAGUCCGUAAAGGCUGAGUCUCGCGGUCUUCCACUUUCCCUUGUCCCUGUUGUUAUUGCAUAGAUUUACCUCAUCCAUAAUGUGAAAUACCCAUCUGUUAUUUAUACAUUGCUGCACGUAUACUGCCCGCUAGUGUUCAGAAGACGCACGAAAGUCAUGAGUUGUUCUGAUUGGUCAGUUAUGUCGUCCAAUGUCUACUCACAUACGCUACACUCUGUGAAUAUGGUUGGCUAAUAAAAAUUGCGCUCGAAUCAGGAAGUGGUGUAUGCUUGCUUCAUUCGAUAUGGUGCUUACGUCAGCAAAAUCGUGCUUUCGCCUGAAACGGUUCUGUGAUUGCCUCAGCAGAUAUUGAGCUCACUCCCGAUUCGAGGUCGCUGACUGACCUCUAAAGCACAAGCCUCCAGGGGGAAGUGAAUGAAGCACAACAUUGUCACCCACCACAAACAAAUGUGUGGCAUCGUGGUGAAACCAGGCGCUCGUCUCACAGAAAUACAACCCCCCCCCGAGAAUAAAUAAAUCGAACAAAUCAAUAAUUUUCUACCUGUUAUGAAAUAUUUUUUUUAUCGAUUUGCUCUUUAACUCUACGUCUGUUAUGUCCAUUUAAAAGCACAUAUAUAUGAGUGGAUUUUGUUGAAAGAACAUUGAUCAAAGGCACACAAAAAAUGUACAUUUGCAUUUUCCAAAGAUACUCCAGCUUUGGAGGUCACAUAGCCUUGGCAGCCAUUUUUUUUCUUCAGUUUUUACAUCUGACACCAGGCGACACCCACCUUCUUUAAUCACAAAAAUAUCUCGAAUCCUCUUCAAAAUGGAUGAGUAUUUUCUUCCACUAAAGCAAGACAAAUGUUCCCGUUUUUGAAUUGUACAAAUCACUCUAUGUGUCCAAAAAUUGACGAGCGCCUGAUUCCAUCGUGUCAUGGCACAAAUGAAACUGGCUUACUGAGCACGGGUUAGCAUUAAAAAAAUGGCACUUGCAUUAUGGCUACUAAUGUCGUUAACAACGCAAAACCCAAGUUAGCUAAGCACUCAUUGUCAUCUUCAUAUUAAUUAGUUGUUCAUUGUAUAGUUAUUGGCUUUUGUGACAUCAAACGCCUUGCUUGUAUUGCGGAAGUCUGUGCCUCUAGAAGACUUGAAUACUGCAAUUUAGUUAAACAAUUCAUCUAAACCCUCUACACUUUUCACUUGAAGUCUGACACAGACAGACUAGAUAGGGGUUCAAAAAUGAGAACUUGGAGGAGGCAAAAUCUUGUCACGCUGAAAGUUGAAACAUAAAAAAGGACUUUGUGACAUCAUGCAGAAAAAUUCAUGCCAUGGUCACAUUACUACAGUUCGUGACGUCAUACCACAUCGUGUGACGCUAGCCGUAGUGACAUUUUACCCCAAACGGUCACAUAAUGUAACGGUAGAGACCUGGAGACCAGACUGCCACGUCACGCAAUGUCUGUUCACAUCGGUAGUCGUCUCGGACACGGGAGUAGCGUUCCUCCGUUGAUUUUGAUUUUUCAGAAUUGUCAGUCUAUUAGCAAAAAAAAACGGUUUGCAUAACUAACAAUGGGGGUCUUUUUUAAUGUGCUAUCAUACUUUCAGCUGUCGAGAAAUGUUCCAGGAAGAGCACCAUGCAGGAUAAAGUGUACAGCAACAUCUCUGAUCUCCUGUAGUAGAGUCAAAGUCAGGGCGUCUAGUCUAAUCUAUAGUCUAGUCUAGUCUAGUUCAGGUCAGUUCAGUCCAAUCCAGGCUAACCUAGCCUAGCCUAGCUUUAGUUUAGUUUAGUUUAGUUUAGUUUAGUUUAGUUUAGUUUAGUUUAGUUUAGUUUAGUUUAGUUUAGUUUAGUUUAGUUUAGUUUAGUAGUUUAGUUUAUUAGUUUAGUUUAUUAGUUUAGUUUAUUAGUUUAGUUUAGAUUAGUUUAGUGAUUAUGGAGAUUAAAGAAGUAAGAGAUACCUGUGACACAAUCCUGUCACCUGUUUGCGUUUAUUCUUUUAUACCAAUCAGAGAUACAGGAAAAUGAGGUUCAUUUGCCUAGUGAGACAAUCAGUAACAUAGAUGUCAUUGUAUAUUGUUGUUGACCAUAACGGGGUUCUGUGCAUCAAUUCCGCAUUCUGCACUUUUAAUCGUCAUUGUUGCAAUUGAGGUAAAAUAUCGUGUAAGAAGUCAGUAGAAUUAGACACACAACUUUCUAGGACGGCAUAGAAUUGGUAUAUAAUAUACGUGUAUAUAGGACGUUCAUACUUAUCAUAGUCUAUGUUAUCUAUAUCUGCGUAAUUAUCAGAACGUUCUCACCUAGUGAGGCCAGAAUUUGUUUUUCUUUAAACUGAAUCUGCUGGUGAGCUUAUAGGAUCUUAUGCUUGUGGUUACUACUGUUGUUUUUUAUUUUGCAUGCACGAUGUUCUAUUCGAUUGUAUGAAUUACUCUGUCGGGCGGAUAUAGAAGGUCAGUGAAAUGAAAUGAUAAUAAUACAAUCCUUUUAAUUAAUGUUCUGAACUUAAACUUGCAUUACCCUUACUGUUUAGACUGUAUUAUGAGAUAUUGUUCAUAUCAUUUGUUGCUAUCCUGUCCAUUAUUCAAAACAUUUGUUUGAUGAGAAUAAUGGUUACAUUGAUUUAAAUAUGACCUUGUCACGAUGAGGUUGUAUUCGUCAAGUUUAUCAUUUUCAUGCACAGUCAAUGAUGCCUCUUGUGAAACUUAAUAUCAAGCACGCAUACAUACGCACACGUUCAUUCAUACACACACAAAACAAACAAGCAGUCAAACAAACAUACAAAUAAAAAUAAUGUUCACCCUCUCGUGCGUACACAUACGCACACAUCCACACCUCCACACGCAAGUACACACACCCACUCACCCACAAACCCACAAACCCACAUGCAUACACAAAUGCUCUCACAAACGUACAAUCAAGCGUGCAUACAACUAACUCGUGGUAUGCCUGUAUGCCGUUAAUGAACAUGAACUGAAACCAGUAUUCUGUGAUACAUGCAUGUUAAAUUAUGGCCUGUACAAAUUACACGUUGGCUUUUGUCUCGACUACUUCAUUGUUGAUCAAAAUAAUCAUUGUGUACAGAAACAUGUUGUCAUGUCGUGGAUCUAGAAGUGAUAAUGUUUAUUUGAGUAAAGAAAAGCACAUCACCGUAGCAACAGUCCUUAAGUGCAAGAAAAAUGUACGAUCAGAUAGACAGACGAAACGACUUAGAGUAUGGAUAUAAGUAUAGAACCUAGUAUUAGCGCUCUCCAGUCACCGGGUGGAGAAGCACCAAAGUCCCACCCUGCUUUAAGAAAAGUAAUAGAUAAGCUUUGGGGUUGUUUUUUCUCAACAGUUAAUUUACCUUUUUUUAAAAUUAAAUUUGAAGGUUUGUGCUUUUAACAAAGAAUGCUAAAGCUAUUUGAAAAUCACAGUCUUGUUUUAGGUUGAAAUGUUUUCCGUUUUCUGAUCAACGUAAAUGUGGACUUGAUUUUUGGCACGUUUAGUUUACGACAUAUUAUUAUAUUUGCUUUUGUUUGUUUUUGUUUUUUUUAGUUUUAAUUGAUCGAUAAAUCAUAAAUUUUAGGCUUCAAUUCAUCUCUUUGUAUACAGAUCUACAAUUUAUUGUAUCUUUUAAUAUUAUUUUUCAAAGAUGCUCGGUGAGAAAAUAUUUCAAUUAAAACAGAAGCCGUUUGCUUAUGUUGCAUGUAGGUACGGAAAGUUCUUGAAAUAAAGUCAUAAUGCUGCAUUAUUCAUGCGUACAAAGUAGAUACGCUUCGAAACAA